AUGGGCGAAGCGGAGAGCCAGCAAGAGGGCCACGAAGCGAGCCGCGACGCGGGAGAAGCUUUGGAGGCUUCCGUCAAUCGCAAUGUGACAGACCCGUCGCCUGAAAGGAUAGACCGCGAAGAAGGCGGAAAUACGAGCAGCGUUCCGUGUCCUGGAGAAAACUUGGGUGGACCCGAGGAAGCUGCUGGCAGCGAGGCGGACGAGGGAAGCAGCGGAGGGGCGGAGGAAGUCGGCGGUUCGGCCGCUGAGGAAGCGUGCGGCGUGAAAAAGGACGUGGAAGACGCGAGCGGUUCGAAUAAGGAUGCUCAUGCGGAGGGUGCAGCAGGUGAGGAUGUUACGACUCUCCGCGACGCAGCAGCCGAAGAUGCGGCGAAUGCCCGCGACGCACUAGCUGAGACCGAGCACACUUCAGCCGUCCUCGAGACCGAGGCGCCGUCAAUGGUGGACAGCGCGAGCUGCGGAGAUGGCGCGGUGAGCGGAGGCUCGGCAAGCGCGCAAGAGGCAAUUGCAGCCGACGCCGAUGCAGGUGCAGACGUUAGAACCAUGGCUGAAGCUUGCGAUAGAACCGGGAGCGGCGUGGACCCAACAGACUCGGCUGCGAGCACGGACGAAGCAAGCGUGGCGGAUGGCAAUGCGGACUCGGAUGCAGGAGCAGGCGAAGGGGCCACGGACGAGGCUGAUGAGGGGAACGCGACCUGCGAGGCCGCGGCAAACGCAGCACUUGAAACGGAGACCGCCACGGCCGGUGAGAACGAGAACGAGAACGCGCGCGAAAGCGAGAUUGAGCCCGAGCAUGCUGACGGCCCUGCGUGCAAGGAGGCACAACCGCCGGACGGCGUAUCCGUGCCUGCCGGUGAGGGAGUAGCUUUCGAGACAGAGGAAGGCGCGGGUAGCGCGUCGGGCGUAGAGGCGGGAAGCGAGGAGCCGGCGGCGGUUGCGGAGGAAGCGGCGGGAGAAACGGAGCCCGAAAGCUGCUCGUCAGACAAGAAGCCCGACGCGGAAGAGGUGCACGCGAGUGGCACAGCGCCUGAUGCGGCGCCAGUCGCGGCGGACAAGGCGGUGAGCCCGGUCGAAGAGGGGAAAGCGGAGGUGGUGGAGCGUACGGAGAGCGAGGGAGGGAUAACUUGCACUGGGAAUGAUGAUGAUGCGAUUGAGAGCAACGGCUGCGAGAGUGCGGAGGAUGUGGGGCAUGAGAAGCAUGAGGAUGAGAAGAGAGUGCUAGUAGCGGGUGAUGAGGGAAUCGAGGUAGCUCAUAGCGAGGAUGUAGAAGAGAUAGAGGGAGGUGGGGUGAUUAAUAAUGAUGAGAAGAACGAAGGGGUAGAGACGAGUGACGAGGCGGGGAAGAGUGAGGAGGUGGAGAGGACUGAAGCGCAAGAGAGUGAGGACCAUGAAAAUGUGGCAGAUGAGAAGGCGGGCGAAUCAAUGCAGCGCGACGCGGCAAUGGUUGAGGUGACUGCUGAAGGCGCGGUGAGCGCGGACGAAGGAAAUGGCGCAGAGAAUGGAGAGGUCGCGGCGAAUGGGGAAAACGGCGGAGCGCAAGGGACAGGCGGCGAGGAAGGGCCAGGCGGAGGAAACACGGCUGCACAAGAGGCGGGAGAGAGCACGGGGACGGCGCACGAGGCGGAGAGGGCGGAAGCGACGGAAGGCGGGGAGGAGGCGGCGGAGGAGGAGGAGGCGGCGGAAGCGGCGGAGGAGGCGGCGGAAGCGGCGGAGGAGGGGAGCGCGGCGAGCGAGGGGUCAGUGGAGGAGCUGCGGGCUGACGAGGCGGAGAAGGCACACGAGGCGGAGAAGGCACACGAGGCGGAGGUGGCGGGUGGGGCGGAAGAGGGAAGCGCAACGAUCGAGGGGGCGGCGGAGGGGGCGGAAGAGGGAAGCGCAGCGAUCGAGGAGGCGGCGGAGGAGGCGGAAGAGGGAAGCGCAGCGAUUGAGGGGGCGGCGGAGGAGGCGGAAGAGGGAAGCGCGGCGAGCGAGGGGUCGGUGGAGGAGCUGCGGCUGCUGGCGGACGUGCUGGCGUUGAUGGACUCGGACGCCUCAUCCAACGGCUCCCAUCACUCCUCGUCCGCCUCCUCCGAUAGCGACUCCGCAUCCGACGGUUCAGCGGCCCUUGCUGACGUGGAUAAACAUGAGGUUCUUCAGCAGGCAGCAGCUGCCGAAGCGCAGGUGAAUGCUCAGGUGGAAGCAGCAGUGAAGGUGCACGUGGCGGCGAUCGAAGCGGACGCCGCCGCCGCCAUUGAGCGGCGCGUCGCCGCCAGCUUGGAGCACCUGACCGCGGAGCUCGAAGCCAAGCUGGCCGGGCAGCUGGAAGAACGUUUAGCUGCCCGAAUCGAGGAAAAAAUCGCCGCGCGCAUGGAAGAGCGGAUGGCCACUGACGUGGCGACGCAGGUUACGGUGCGGCUGGCGGAGAUGGAGGCGGAAUGGAAGGAGCGCGCAGCAGGGGGAGCGGAGCACCCGCAGGCCCACGCGCAGGCGCAAGGCGGAGGAAAAGCUCCUGCGCAGGGGCAGGCGGGGUGGCAGAAGUGGAUGAUGUGGGGCGCGCGGGAGGACGAUAUGCGCAAGCAGGCGGAAGAGGAGCGGCGGAGGGAGAUUGCGCGCGUGAAGGAGCAGCUGGAGGAGCAGUGGGGCGCGGAGGUUCACAAGCUGCAGGCGCUCAUGCAGGCGGAACGCGCCAUCUCCGCGGAGCGCCUACAGGCGCUGGAGCGGCGGUGGCAGCGCGGGGAGGCGGAGCUGGCGGAAGGCAUCCGCGCGGUGCAGGAGCUUGCGGUGAUGAAGGUCGCGGCGGUGGAGGAGCGGUGGGGCGCGAAGGAGGCGGGGAUGCUGCAGGCGAUGGCGGAAGAGAUGCAGCGCCAGGUGGCGGAGCUCAAGGCGGAGCAGGCGGGGUGGGUGGGGCGCGUGGAAGACAUGCGCUUCCGCGUGUCCGCGGAGCUCAAGCAGGCGGAGGGGCGGUUGCAUUCCGCGCAGGAGGCGUGGGCGGGGCGGCUGGCGGAGAUGCAGGCGCAGGCGGACGCGGGGAGGGUUGCGGACGCGGGGAGACUGGCGGAGAUUGAGCGGGAGUGGGAGGGGAAGCUGGCGGAAGUGCGGAAACACGUGGAGGAGGAGAGGCGGAGGGGUGUAAAGCGGUGCAAAGUGGUGGAGGAAACGGUGGGGAAGAAGAUAGAGGAGAGCCGGCGGGCGGCGGACGCGGAACUGGAGAAGGCGCUUCAGCGGGAGGCGGAAGCGCGCAAAGAGCAGGCGGAAGCCGCAUCCGCGCGUGCCGCGGAGAUCGCCGCGCAAGUGGAGGAAGCCGCGCGGCAGGCGGAGGAGGAGCGCAAGCGGAACCUGAAGCGCGCGGCGAAGAUCCUCAAGGACUGCGCGGGGAAGACGGAGGCUGUGGAGCAGCGCGUGGCGGAGGCGGAGAAGCGCAUCGACGCGGAGCGCAAGGCGCAGCGCGAGGCGGUUGCGCGGAUCCACGCGCAGUUCGAGAUGAUGGAGGUGGCGUGGGGGAAGCGCGUGGAGCAGACCAAGGCGGAGGUGGCGGUUAUGCAGACGGAGGCGCGCGCGCAGCGGCGGCGGGACGAGGAGGCGCUGGGCGCGGUGAAGGCGGAGUGGGCGGAGUGGGCGGGGGAGCUGCAGCGGCAGACGCAGGCGGCGCUGGGCGACGACGCGAAGAAACUGGAGCUGCUGGAUGAGGUGGUGCUGCAGCUCUUCUCCGCCCACGUGCGCGCACAGCUCGCCUCACUGCGCCAGCGCCUCGACGACACCGCCCAGACGCAUGCAGACAAACUGCGCCACCUCCAUGACAACAUCGCCGCCCGCCUCGACGCCGCCCGCAAGCGGCUAGAAGACGAGCGGCGCGCGGAGGGGGAGCAGUUGCAGCAGUGGGAGCGGCUGUGGGGGGUGGCGGCGGAUAGCAAGUGGGGGGAGACGGUGGCCGGGCGGCACCGGAGGGAGGCAGAGCGGUUGAGAGAGGUGCAGGAGCAGUUGGCGGGGCGGGUGGCGGCGCUGCAGAAGCGAGAAGAGGAGGAGCGACGGGGCGUUGCAGAACAGCUGAGGAAGCUUAUAGAAAGGCUUGAGAAGGGGGUGGAGGAGGGGGGAGAGGGUGGUGGAGAAGGGGGAGAGGGGGGAGGGAAUGGGGGAGGGGGAUUGGCGGCGUGGAAGGAGAUGGCUGGGAGGGAGGUGGAGAGGGUGGGGAGGGAGGUGGAGGGGAAGGGGCGGGCGGAUGGGGAGAGGGUGAGUGCGAUGGAGGGGCAGUGGCGAGUGCGGUGGGAGGAGGUGGCGGCGGCAGCAGAGGAGGGCAGGAAGCAGCAGCAUGUGACGGUGCAGCAACUCAUGGAGGAUGCAAUGGAGUGCCGCAUAAGGGCUGUGGGUGCUGUGGUGAAAGCUGGCUCUGCACAUGCUACCCUCCUCUCCACUGUUCUCCUCAACUUGCAGGCCGAGGCAGAGCGAGUGGUGGCAGAUGAGGAGACUGGUCACCCGCCCAUUAUGCCGUCCCCUCGUCCUCGCACACCGUCGCGAUCGUCGUCGCCCUUCCGUGGCUCCUCCCGUUGCCUUCCCGUCGCCCAUCCCGUCGCCCAUCCCGUCGCCCAUCCCGUCGCCCAUCCCAUCGCGCAUCCCGUCGCCCAUCCCGUCCCUCCCCUCGUCGCCCUCGCCAACCGUCGGAAACUCCCUCCCGUCGCCCUUCCUCUCUCCCAUCCCGUCGCUCCCCUCGUCGCCCUCGCCAACCGUCGGAAACUCCCUCCCGUCGCCCUUCCUCUCUCCCAUCCCGUCGCUCCCCUCGUCGCCCUCUCACACGCCCCGAAACUUCCUCCCGUCGCCCUUCCUCUCUCCCAUCCCGUCCCUCCCCUCGUCGCCCUCGCCAACCGUCGGAAACUCCCUCCCGUCGCCCUUCCUCUCUCCCAUCCCGUCGCUCCCCUCGUCGCCCUCUCACACGCCCCGAAACUUCCUCCCGUCGCCCUUCCUCUCUCCCAUCCCGUCGCUCCCCUCGUCGCCCUCGCCAACCGUCGGAAACUCCCUCCCGUCGCCCUUCCUCUCUCCCAUCCCGUCGCUCCCCUCGUCGCCCUCUCACACGCCCCGAAACUUCCUCCCGUCGCCCUUCCUCUCUCCCAUCCCGUCCCUCCCCUCGUCGCCCUCGCCAACGCCCCAAAACUCCCUCCCGUCGCCUUUCCUCUCUUCCAUCCCGUCGCUCCCCGCGUCGCCCUCGCACACGCCCCGAAACUCCCCACCGUCGCCCUUCCUCUCUCCUAUCCCAUCACUCCCUGCCGUCGCCUUUACAUCUAUCCCCUCCCAUCUCCCGCAUCGCGGAUGAAUUGGACGGUGCUCGCUGUUGGGAAGAAUGAGAGUGGGAUGUCGCAAACUUGCAACAUUCUUGUGUGCAAAUCCAAGUGA
This is a messenger RNA of Closterium sp. Naga37s-1, 5361 nucleotides long. Lineage: Eukaryota; Viridiplantae; Streptophyta; Zygnematophyceae; Desmidiales; Closteriaceae. The record is from the annotation of a GenBank genome assembly.